UUAAUAAUUUUUUGUAACCAUAGGAACUAUACGUCAAACUUAUAUAUUGAUCAAAUAAACAGACCAUUUACAAUUUUAUACUUUUUAUAAUUUUUCUAAACUAUCAAAGUAGUAAAAUGGCAACCGAUUUAAAAGAGAAGAUGGAUGUACUGAAUCCUGAACAUCACCUUUUGGAUAAUUUCCAAAAGGCACUCAAAGAAUAUCUUUUGAAUCAAAUACAACGUACGAAAGACGAAGUUUUUGAAGUUGAAACAGAAACUGAAGUCAAAAAAACGCAAAUUGAAGAGCUGGGAGUUCAAGCGUACGAAUGUCAACAAAAAGUACACAAACAGCAAAAGGAACUGGAAAUACUUAUCCAAAAUAUAGAUACGACAAGAGAAAUCAACGAAAAGGAAGAAAAAGACUUGGAAGAAAACAAGAAGGAACUGAAAAACAUCGAAAAUAAACUUUUCCAAACGGAAAAGAAUAACAGAGAUUUACUUAGAGAAAUAGAGUCUCUAACUUUGUUAAACAGACAACUAUCAAACUCUGAGAGAAACAUUGAGAAUCAUAUCAAUGUGAAUAGGAGAAGAGUAGAAAAAACCAAAUUAGAAAAAAAUAAAUUGAUGACAGAAAAAGCUAGACAAGAUUAUAUGGUACAUUCGCUAAACGAAGCUAUAUGGAAACAAGAGAGCGAAUUGGAAACUUUGAGCUAUCAGCAACGAGUACGUGAAAAGGAGUUGGAAGAUUUGGAAGGGAAUGUAGCUGUUGGUAAUACAACUAUAGCGGCUCUUCAAUCUGAAUACAGAGGUCUCAUGCAUGCCUGGAAGACUGUAGUGAUAGCGAUUGGUAAUAGAGACAAAGGUUUAGAAAUUCUACAGCAAGACUUGGCGAAAUUACAAGAAAAACACAAAACUAUGAUAACUCAAAUCGUACAAAUACGUAAAUUUACAAAAAACGAAAUGCUCGCCAAUGAAUCUUCAACUUUAACGAAAAAACGGAUUCUCGGUGAGAUAAAAGCUACUAAAGCCGAUCUGGCAGUUCAACUCGAGAAAAAAACUGUGUUGGAGAAUCAGAUGGUUACACUUCAAUCCAUUUUGGAUCAAACAGAACAAGAUUUAAAAAUAUUAGAAGAUGAUGUGAAACAAAAGCAGCUGGCCGCUGAGAGCGUAAUGAAAACAUACAACCUCGUAUACAUGAAGAAGACUAAUUUAGAAGAAGAAAUAUUGAAAUACGUCCAAAGCGAAUUAACACAUAACAGAAUGGGUAAUAAAGUGAAAAAUCUAAUGGAACAAUCUCGAAAAAAACGCAUAGAGGUACAAUUUUUACAAAGCAAAUUACAAAACAAAUACAGUUUGUUUGAAACCGAAGCGGAGUACCAUAAAUGUAAAAACGAAGAAAUGAUGCAAGUCGAUAAGGAUUUGAAAGAGCAAUUUAUAAAUCUCGAAAAAGAAUUGAAGAUAUUACAGAAAAAUAAGGAAAAGUUCGAAUUUCGUUACAGAAAAAAAGAACGAUACCUAGGAGCCCUGAAAGAUAAAAUAGAACUGAUUGUUGAAAAGAACGCAGGAGAACUGACAACUAAAGAAGAAUCGAAAUUGAUGGAAUUAGAAAAAAGUAUAGAAGAAAUUAAGGGUACUAUUAAAAUUUUACAAAUAGUUUGGUUGCGAGAACAGAAUAACAUACUCGCCAUAUCGGCCGAACGUCAAGAUCAAAUUCACAAUAUCAAUUUAUUGAAGAAACAAUUAUUGAUACUCGAACAGAAAAAUAUCAGGAUAUCUGAAGAAAUUGACGAAAUAAAAAAUCAAGAAGCUAAAGUGAAACACAAUAUUAAUAUACUUACUAAUAAAUCUAUGAUACUUUGCAAUCAAGUUUUCAAGGAGAAGAACAAGAGAAACGAUCUCGAUCAAAGCAACACUCUACUACAGACAACAUACGAAACCAGAUUGAGAGAUGCUGAAUUGCAACUAUUACAAAUUGCAGCUGAAAUAACGGAUAUAGAAGAAGAUAAAGUCACACUUAGCAAAGAACUUGUUGAUAUCAACAGAGAGGUUAUGGAAUGGGAAAAAAAUUAUAUGAUAGCAAAAGAAACAUUAGCAACUCUAAAAGAAGCCAAAGGUACCGGCGGAGAACUGUCAUCCAUGAAAUUAGAAAUACAUAAAAUGGAAGUAAUUCUUGGACAGUUGAAGAAGGCGCAAGAUAAAUUACUGAAAGAUCUGGAACACUGUAUAUGCAGAAGGGAAAAUAUUUUUUUCACAUCUCAAGCAAUUCAAAGUAAAGAUUGUUCGAAGAGAUCUGAUCCGGGUGAAAAAAUAAGGAUGAACUUCGCUAGAAAACUAGACAAUAUAAAAAACCAAAUAAAGCAAACUAGAAACGAUGUAGCGGCGAUAAAAAAGAAAAUAGAAUUACAAGAAAAGAAAAAACAAACGAUGUUCAAAAAAAUCCAACAUUUCCAAGAGCAGAUCACUUUUUACAAAGGAAAAAUUUCAGGUUGUGAAGCCGAUUUGGAAGAAACGAAAAUGAACAGAGAGUUCAAGUUCGAAUUGUUGGUUUUGAAUCAAAGGAAAGCUUACAUGUAUAAACAAAUAAUAAAAAAACGGAAACCAUACGUUAUUUAUAAACAACAAGAUUUGGCUUACGAAUUCCAAAAAGCUAAAUCGACUAACGGUUUAUUAGUGAAAAUUAUAAAGACUCUCAAAGAAGAUUAUCCCGAUAAGAAAAACUUAUUUAUUAGAAUAGAAAAUUUGUUAGGAUUAGUUUCUUUAUGUAUGUAUGUCUAAUUUUUUCAAUAUACACCAAUUGUAAUCUUUAAAAUAAAGUGACACAAACAUAAUAACAAAAAAAAAA
Messenger RNA from Diorhabda carinulata, 2823 nucleotides. RefSeq names its product coiled-coil domain-containing protein 40-like (gene l(2)41Ab). Gene Ontology annotation, cellular component: cytoplasm. NCBI's taxonomy places the organism in Eukaryota, Metazoa, Arthropoda, Insecta, Coleoptera, Chrysomelidae. The coding region runs from base 117 to 2756 and encodes 879 amino acids. Gene Ontology annotation, biological process: axoneme assembly. The record is from RefSeq and is a predicted model, not a curated record. The transcript has 9 exons.